AUAACACUGGAAAUUUUAGUUUCGAUUUAAAUAACUUCCAUAUAUAUGGCCGCGCAUUUAUAAUGGAGCUUAUCCACUAUGGAUUUUUUGCAAUACUUGGACUUAACUGUCUUGUUUACGGGAAACGAAAAUUAGUUAAAACAUAUAACGACAACAUUAUUGUUGGAUACAGACAUAGUGAAAUGACUAAAGAUAGCAAGCAAUACUCAGUGCUUCCGAAAAUAUUUGGAGUGAAAUUUAAAUGUAUUCUUUAUAAUGAUACAGUUUGUGCACCAUGUGGUAAUGGAUACUAUUCAAGAAAAGGAUCUAAGUACUGUAAAAAAUGUAGAAGUUGUCCACAUGAUUACCAUGUGGUGAAAACAUGUACGGCUACCAGAAAUACUAAAUGCAAACAAUGCAAGGAAGGCAGAUAUUACUCGGAAUACAAAAUGAAAUGUAUGAAGUGUCAUGGAUGUAGACCGGGAUAUUACGUCAAGGCCAAAUGCUCGAAAACUUUAAAUACUCAAUGUAGACGUUGUCCUUAUGGUACAUUUACAGACAGUUAUGGGAUGAACAUGAAAUGUAAGCCUUGUAAGGCUUGUCAAUAUCUUGAGGACAUUAUAAAACCAUGUUCACGUAAAAACGAUAAUAUUUGUGGAAACUGUAAACAAGGAUAUUUUCGUCUGACGGCAACAUGGAAUUGUGGGAGAUGUUCCGAAUGUUAUAGAGACACACCUGACUAUACAGUCGAAGUUACAGAAUGUGCAAGAAAAAGUAAUGGUAGCAAUAGAGUGUGUUUACCUGUUGUCAACCCUCCUAUACCAUACAAUGAAACAGACUAUCAAUAUAUACCAGAAACCGAACACAUCAAAGGCCAAGCAGAUACAAUUUCUAUCGAUGAAAUCCAAUAUGAGCUGCCAGUCCUUCUAAAGGGUCUGAUAGGCGUUGCAUGUUUUAUAGUCUUUCUAGCGUUUUUGUCCAUUAUAAUUAUGUGUUGUGUUCAUCGUCAUAAAAUGAAGCUGAUAAAAAAAUCUCCUAUGAUCAAUAUGUCUAAACGGAGUAGUGUAAUCAACACAGAGAAUUGGAUAAACCAGCACACUAAUAUUGGUACAUCAUACAAAGCAAAUAGUGUUCCUUUCCUGUCGGGAUCUUGUCCAGAUUUUGAAUAUCGUAUUCGCUCAAAUACUUUUUCCAAUAACAUAUGUAACGAAAGCGAUGAUUUCGCACCACAGAAACAUUGUCUUACUGUUCAUGAUUCUAAUAUUUCAAAUACGUGGGACAAUAGUGAAAUUAUAGACAAAUAUGAUUCAAGCCUUGAAUUAUCCGAUAAAACAAAGGGUUCGUCGUCUUUUAAUGAUAUUAACAAUACAAUUAUAUUGUCUUCAGGUAAUGUACGCCCAAAAGAUACAAAUCAAAAUUAUAUUUAAGGGAUACUUGAUAAUUAUAUCAUUAAAU
Molecule: messenger RNA, 1434 nt
Organism: Mytilus trossulus (common blue mussel)
Lineage: Eukaryota; Metazoa; Mollusca; Bivalvia; Mytilida; Mytilidae
Product: tumor necrosis factor receptor superfamily member 3-like
Exons: 4
Coding region: 63-1406 (447 amino acids)
Molecular function (GO): protein binding
Source: RefSeq, a predicted model, not a curated record